Messenger RNA from Polychytrium aggregatum, 1451 nucleotides. RefSeq lists its product as uncharacterized. The transcript has 3 exons. NCBI's taxonomy places the organism in Eukaryota, Fungi, Chytridiomycota, Chytridiomycetes, Polychytriales. Bases 380 to 1384 code for a protein of 334 amino acids. The record is from RefSeq and is a predicted model, not a curated record.
CGGAUCCGGAUGGGCGCGGCGUGGCUGGGUUGGCCCGCGACUUGCCGACAUGGCCGAUGGACUGUCCCUGGCCGGCAGCAUCGACGCUGCCGACAUUGUGCUCGUCCAGCAACACCAGUGCUGCCAGGGCCAUGCAUGGUCGGUUGCGCUGUAUCCCCGGCGAUAGGGUCACCGACUCGGCUCGCUGGUGGCCGUCGUGCUGCUCGGGCAGUGAUUCACGAUGACCCGCCAUCCAAAGCUCGCGUCCUGCUCGUUCGUUGUCCUGCUCGUUCGUUGUCCUGCUUGCUCGCUGUCUUGCCUGUCGUCCUGUUCAUUCUUCGCUGACGUCGUCGCUCCUGGAGCACCUCGCUUGGCUUGUCUGUAAGUUCUGGAAACGACCAUGUCCGGCACAACCAACCCCCCGCAGAAUGCCUCUUCUGCUCCUCACCACGAGAAGCAAAGCGUCAUAGCCUCUUUCAUCCAGGUCCUUGCCGGCGGGACGCUGGCGGGUUUCCUGACCGAGCUCGUUCUGUAUCCGGUCGAAGGCCCUCUUGUCGACCAAAAGCCCAUCCAGGUCCAGCCGACAGGCUCGGCGGCCUCUGCUUCGCCUGCCCAAAAGCCUACAAUGCUCCGGAGCCCUAUGGCAGCACUGCGGUACCAUCUGGGCAUUAGCCCGAGCAUCUCGCUCUCGUCCAUGUCGCUUUCGAUCCUCAAGACCUGCGCCGUUCGAGCACCGGGAACAGGCCUGCUCAUGGCCUCAUACGAGUUUGCAAGAGAGUCGUUCGAGCACCAGCUCCGGCGCACCGGCUGGGUUGGCUAUGGAUGGGCUGUGGCAUUCUAUGCCGGCCUUGGAGCCACCUUGGUUGAGGCCACGCUCCUUGCUCCCAUGGUUUCGAUCCGGGAAGCCCUCGACCUGGCAAAAGAGUCUGGGUCGGCAAAGACAGGUGUCCAGGUCGCAGUGUCGGCUUGUGGCCCGCUCCCUCUUAUGCGGCAGUUCUCGCACAUCGUCGUCACCACAGCCCCGUUCGUCUCGAUGUACUACGGAUUCACCGACCGAUAUAUUGCCAUGCUCAAAUCCAAGUACCGCUCUGAUUUACCUCCCUCAUUCUACAAUGUCGUUGGCGGAACCCUGGGCGGCGUCACCGCUAUCUUGAUUGCCACGCCGCUCGAGUUUCUUCGGCAGAGACUCAUAACCGAGUGGAACAUGAUGCGGCACACCGCCGAGGUGGUUUCCAAGGAAGGCACUUCCAGUGCCAAAGCCAUUAUCCAAGAGCGCUGCCGCCAGGAAAUGCGCUUCAAGAUUUUGCACCAGACGCCCCGAUUUGCGUUUCGCCGGGCCUUUUACGGCACCGUCAAGGGCGCCGUCUUCAAAAUGGCCAAGAGAACUAUCCGUCGUAUUUUGUAGCCGUCGACACUUCCAAGGCAGCGCGGGACAUCAUGCAGAUUUCAGAAUACAGCCUGUUGGAACCAAA